Molecule: messenger RNA, 998 nt
Organism: Paramecium octaurelia
Lineage: Eukaryota; Ciliophora; Oligohymenophorea; Peniculida; Parameciidae
Source: the annotation of a GenBank genome assembly
AUGGUCAUACCUACACAAAUUGAUAUAGAGACAUUGCCUGACCAUGAUCCUGAGAGAUUUAAAAACUUUUAUGAAAUAGAGAUUGAUGGAUAACCUGCAUUUCAAUUACAAGAUGGAACAACCUUCCUUUUAGAUUUCAAUAAUGGGUAUAUAAAUCUCAUCCUAUAAUUAGUUGGGUUGAUGAAAAGAAUUGUUAUUAUAAUAGUUUGGCUGAACCUUUAGGAUGGUUUGUGAAAUUUUCAGAUGGCCAAACUUUCUUUUACAACUUUGAUGGAUUUUUUGUUCCUUACAAAAGAGAUCCAUCGAAGUUGCCAAAACACAAACAGAAAGUUAGUCUAACCUAAUUGGAUAAGGAUUACAACUUUCUUGAUUAGGAUGGAUGCUAUUAUGAUAAAUCUGGUGAACCGUUGGGAUGGAAAUUGUAAUGUGAAGAUGGUGAAGUAUUUAUACCUUUAAAUUACUAGCUUUAUUUCUUUGAUUUGAAUGGAGAUUAUAUUCAUAUUGAUGAUUAAGUUAAUGAUCUAAAUGAUCUAAAUGAUCUAAUUUAAUUUGAUUUAGGUGACUUCAAAUACGAUUUUAAAUAAAAUGUACAAUAUAUUAAAGAAUCACAAAAACCAUAUCCUAAAGAAGAGCCUAAAUAAAUCAAUAAAACCUAACCCUAAAUUUUAUAAUAAAAGUAAAUCCCAAAGCAAUAAUAAAAACCUAAGCUUCCACAGAAGCCUUAAAUAAAUUAGUAAAAUCAAUAAGCAUAAAUAAAUCAAAAAGCAUAAAUGAAUCAAAAAGCAUAAAUAAAUCAAAAAGCUAUUUAUCAUUAUGAACUUCCUGAUGCAACAGAGGAGACUAAGAAAUUGUUUCUUAAUCUUAUUAAAUCAAAAUUAGAGAAUCCUGAAUUUACGAAAAAUGAGUGCUUAUAUACCGUGAAAGCUGAAUAAGGAAACAAAUAAUUGGAAUAGGAUUUACAAUUAGAGAAUGGAAAGUGUGUUAAAUUUAAAAAAUGA